AUGUCUUCGGAUGAAUCUAUUGAAUCUGCUCAAAAAGCUGUUCUGGAAGAAGUAACAAAACAUGAAUAUGAAUUAAAACAUGUUGAUCCACCAGCUGAAUCGUUAUCAACGACUCAAGCUAAAGUAUUACUAGAAGUCCAAGGUGGUAAACAUGAACUACAUCAUGUUGAGCCCCCAGCUGAAUCAUUAUCAACAACACAAGCGAAAGUCUUGAUAGAAGUUCAAGGUGGUAAACAUGAGCUACAUCAUAUUGAACCACCAGGUACACCAUUAUCAACAACACAAGCUAGAGUAUUACUCGCAGUUCAAGGUGGUAAACAUGAAUUACAUCAUGUUGAACCACCAGCUGAAUCCUUAUCAACAACACAAGCUAAAGUUUUAAUAGAAGUUCAAGGUGGUAAUCAUGAAUUACAUCAUGUUGAUAAUCCUCCAAAAGAUGGAUUAAGUGAUGCUGAAAAACAAGCUUAUUUGGAAGAGAAACAAUCAAAUUAA
Molecule: messenger RNA, 492 nt
Organism: Adineta steineri
Lineage: Eukaryota; Metazoa; Rotifera; Eurotatoria; Adinetida; Adinetidae
Source: the annotation of a GenBank genome assembly